This is a messenger RNA of Closterium sp. Naga37s-1, 1698 nucleotides long. The record is from the annotation of a GenBank genome assembly. Lineage: Eukaryota; Viridiplantae; Streptophyta; Zygnematophyceae; Desmidiales; Closteriaceae.
AUGGUGCACGCGGAGCACGGCAGCAGCAGGGCUGGCAGCAGCAAGAGCGCUGGCAGCCCCUUCCACGCGGAGCACGCGCCGCUAACGCGCGCGCACAUGGUGCACUACGUGGACGUGCACCUGCCGUGGUCGCACUCCCUCCGCGCCUGCUGCCUCCCCCGCAUGCUCCGCCCCGCCCCGUCCAUCACCUUCCGCAUCUCAAGCCUCGCCUCGCUGCGCAAGCACCUGCAGCAGCCCGUGCCGCCCGCCAUGCCGCCCUUCCGCUUCGGCCAUAAGCCCCCGCGCGCCAUCACCGCCUACUCCGCCACCGUCCCGCUCUCCGCCCCUCCUCCCCGCCCUCCAAGCGGUGCCACUGCUGGCGUUGGCGCCUCUACUGCAGCUGCUGCUGCCAGUGCUGCUGCUGAAGAGCGCACAGCAGCACCUUCCUUGGCAGACCAGUAUCGGUGGAAGGUGGACGCGGCGCCUGUGGUGGCAGCAGAGGGGAUGAUGCUCGAAUGGCUGGCAGAGCCACGUGUCGGCCUGCUACUGGACCUCCAGAAUCUCAGGCGCCAGCUGGCAGAUCAUCUGAGCAUGCAUGAUAUAGCUGCUGCGCGUGCGGCAGCCAGGGCGAGAGGCACCGCUGGGGCCAGAGGCACUGCUGGGGCUAGAGGCACGAGGGCGGCAGGUAGCCCUCGCCUGUGGUGGUGCUGCUGGCUGUGCAGUGACUGUUUUACGCGCUACCGCCGUGCCGUGUCCAUGGCUGCUUUCAUCGUGCUUGUCGCCAAGUUCCCCCGCUUCGUCACUCUCUGGCGGUCGCACGUCCAGUCUGGUGCUGGGAGUGAAGGGCAAGCAGCAGCUGGAGACCGGCUUUGCUGCCCACCUGCUGCCGCUGCUGCCGGGGGGAGGCACGCGCAUGGGCAGGCGGGAGAGGAAGGGGAAAGUCGGGGGGGGGAGGUGGGAGAGGGGGAGGAGUGGAAGGACGGGUUGAGGGGGGUGGAGUGGGAGGAGUAUGUGGAACGCGUGGGGGAGAUUGCCGCCCAGGGAGGGCUGGUAGGCGAGCAGUACCGCUGCUGCUGCUCGCAGUGUUGUAAGGGAGAGGGCACCGAGGGAAGAGCGACUGCGGCUGUGGGAGUCCCACCCGGCAGCAGCGGCAUGGUGGUAUCGGGUGUGGACCCCACAGAGUUCGCCCUCAAGUGCGCCACUCUCUUUUGCGAGCCCAUGUUCGCCAACAAUGCUGCUCUCGUCUUCUCCGACUGUGCUGCCCACCGCCACAAGGAGAGCGUGGAAGACGCUGCCGUGGAGGGAGCAGUGAACAGGCUGGCAGCGGCGGAGAGAAGCACAGAGGGCAGUGGAGUGCAGGGUCGGGGGAAGCGAGCAGUGGAACCAGAGGCUCCAACAGUGUCUCCUGCUGCUACUGCUGCUGGGUCUACAGCACUGCAGAUGCUACGCCCGCAAGGGUUUGCCACCGCGCUCCCGCAUCCACUUCACGACCUACCGAACCUGCUGCAGAGGUUCGGCGUGCCCAAGCUUCCGGCCGCCACAGGCGAGGAAGGUCUGGCAAGGGCGGUUUGGCAGGACUUUCCGGAAGGGGACAGGGCGACAGUGGCAGAGGUAGAGAAGGAUCCCGGAUUCAGGGGACAGGGCGUGAUCAUUAUCCGCUCCUGUACUGGCAGCAGUGCGAGGGACUAUGUCAUCCGCCUCCCACAGCCUCACAGUUGA